UGAAGUAAGCGUGAAAACUUUAGCAGUUCUCAUUAGCAGUUUUAAUCCCACGGUCCUACACCUGUCCCCUCUGCCUGACACAAUGGGAGCAACGUCAGACAGUCAAGCCAUAGACCUCCUGCAUCAAGCUAAAGAAAUAGUGGAGCUCAUGAAAGAGAAUCAGUUGAUGGACUUCCAGAAUGACUGGAAACUAAUCACAGUGUUUUUUAGUGCUGAAAACCCACGUUCCUCCUGUGCUUCCACACAACUGAAGAACUGCACAUUGGAAAACCUGGAACAACUUAAAGCUGUCUUGGAUUUCUUGUAUAAAAAGGUUCCAAAGGCCUUCGUAAAUCUAGUGGAUUCCACUGAGCUCACAACAGCCUCUCCUGCAUGGCAAGAUUACAGUAAUGCCAGGCACUUACCAGCCCAAGCAAGAAAUCUCCUGAGACUUAUGAAAACUGAUGAUAGAAUUGACUUCAGUGCUGACUGGAAGAUCAUAACUGUGUUUAUUGGAGCCAAUGAUUUGUGCAACUAUUGCAAAGACCCUGAACACUACUCAGCUGAGAAUUACAUCAAAAGGAUCCAAGAAACUCUUGAUAUUCUGCACAAGGAGGUUCCAAAAGCUCUAGUGAGUCUGGUUAAUGUGGUGGAUGUCCUCUCUCUGAGGCAGUUAUUUGUGGAUACUCAAGUUCAGUGCCCAACUUACUUAGCAGAUUAUCUGUGUAGCUGUGUUUUCACAGGAGAAGAAAACUCAGAAAAUUUAACGAUGGUGAGGGAAGCCACCAGAGCUUACCAGCUUGGCAUUCAGAGACUAAUAGAGUCUGGCAGAUAUGACACUCAUGAAAAUUUCACAGUGGUCAUCCAACCUUUCCUCCAAAAUGUGGAGAUUCCUUUACGUCAGGAUGGGCGUCCAGAAGUCUCCUACUUUUCACCUGACUGCUUCCAUCCAAGCCAGAAAGGCCAUUCUCAGCUUGCCAAGGCUCUCUGGAAUGCCAUGUUACAGCCUGUAGGCCAGAAAGCUGACUCAUUUGAUUUCGCGGCUGACAUCGUCCUUGGCUGUCCAGCUCAGAACAAGCCAUUCCUGGGAACAUACAAGAAUAGCAACUACACACCUGUGGAGCCCACUAGUGAGCCAAUAGAGAAUUGGGGCAGUGAGCUAUCGUGUCCUGAACAGUCUCCAUCUAGUCGUGUCCCAACAUCAGUACAUGAGCUACGACCUGCUGACAUCAGAGUCAUAGGAGCACUGGGAGAUUCCCUGACUAUUGCAGUAGGAGCCAAAGCACUUGACCUAGAAACAGACUGGAGGGGACUUUCCUGGAGUAUUGGAGGUGACGAGACCCUGGAGAUCCAGGCUACUUUACCUAAUAUCUUGAAGAAAUUCAAUCCGAACCUCUUUGGCUUCUCCACUGGCUCUUCUAAGGAAACAGCUGGAUUCAAUGUUGCAGAGAGAAAUGCCACAGUGCGCAAUAUGCCAACCCAAGCACGUGAAUUAGUGGAGCUAAUGAGAAGUAGCUCGAAAAUUAACUUCAAGGAAGACUGGAAGCUGAUCACUGUCCUUGUUGGAGGCAACGACCUGUGCCAGUACUGCUUGGACAAGGAAACCAAUUCAGUGCAAAAGUAUGUAAAGCACCUUCAGGACACUCUGGAUAUUUUCUAUGAGGAGCUCCCAAGAGUCUUUAUCAACAUGGUGGAGAUGCUAGAGGUUUCUGGACUGCGUCAGAUCACAGCAAGCUUUUCACGGUGUGCUUUGACAGCAAAGAAAAUUUGUCCAUGUUUCUUAAACCCUGAGGAAAAUUCUCCUGAACUACAAGAAAUUAAAAGAGUUAACAGAGAUUUUCAGGCUGAAGUCUUGCAGCUGAUCAACAGCGGUCGGUAUGAAAACCGUGAGGACUUUGCCGUUGUCACACAGCCGUUUUUCCGAAACACCUUGUUGCCCCUGGAUAACACCAGCAGGCCAGAUCUGAGUUUCUUUGCUGCAGAUUGCUUUCAUUUCAGUGUAAGAGGCUAUGCUGAGAUGGCCAUGGCUCUCUGGAAUAACAUGCUGGAGCCAGUUGGUGAAAAGCAGACUUACAACAACUUUACCUAUGACAGAUCAAAACUCAAGUGUCCAAACCCAGAGAAACCUUUUCUUUUCACACGGAGAAAUAGUGGAUUUGGAAAUUCAGACCUCAGCUUGGAGAAAUCUGAACCUUCCGUCCCUUACUGGACUGUCAUUGUGGCUGCAAUAGCCGGAGUCCUGUUGGGUUCUUUACUUGUCUGCCUUGUGUCACGAAGAAGAACCAAGAAGCCCCAACAUAAGACUGACAUAGAAAACAUUAAAACAACCCCUCUAUAACACAAGUCGAACAAACAUCUUUCUCUGGCUGCUCAUUGGUGUGACACAGAGUAGCAGAAUAAAAAACCUGUUGAAUAUGAAUGAAGCUUCUUGGUUGCCCAGGGAUUUUUGGGCCCAAUAAUCUUAGUAAGAAAGGUACUAUAGAGUUAGCUUCUGCAGAUCAGUCAGGUGGAGGAUGAAGUUACAAGUAUGUUGUGGUUUAACCCCAGCUGGCAAAUAAGUACCACACAGCUGCUUGCUCAUUCCCCCCAUUGCCCCUCAGUGGGAUGAAGAGGAGAACU
Messenger RNA from Neopelma chrysocephalum (saffron-crested tyrant-manakin), 2598 nucleotides. RefSeq names its product phospholipase B1 (gene PLB1). NCBI's taxonomy places the organism in Eukaryota, Metazoa, Chordata, Aves, Passeriformes, Pipridae. Gene Ontology annotation, molecular function: glycerophospholipase activity. Gene Ontology annotation, biological process: phospholipid metabolic process. The coding region runs from base 83 to 2317 and encodes 744 amino acids. The transcript has 29 exons. The record is from RefSeq and is a predicted model, not a curated record.